AUGCAUACAAUAUUUCGAAUAUCACUUUUAAUUGCAAUAGUUCCAUUUUCUCGUGGUUGGGGAUACGACGGUCAUGUAGCCGUUUGCAGAAUUGCUCAGGCUCGAUUAAAUAAAGCGGCUGCAGAAGCUGUAAGAAAACUAUUGCCAGCUUCAGCAAAGGGCGAUUUAGGAAUAUUAUGCCCGUGGCCCGAUCAAAUAAGGAUGCGUUAUCCAUGGUCGUCAGCCCUGCAUUAUGUCAACACCCCUGAUAAUCUUUGCUCCUAUAAAUACAAAAGGGAUUGUAAGGAUACAAAUGGAGCCACGGGCAGGUGCGUGACGGGAGCAAUCAAGAAUUACACGAGUAUACUUAUGAACUAUAAAAAGCCUCGAUCUAAUCUCACAGAAGCACUGCUUUUCUUGUCCCAUUUUAUGGGAGACGUUCAUCAGCCAAUGCAUGUUGGAUUUGUGAAAGACAAAGGAGGUAACACGAUCAAGGUGAAUUGGUUCGGCCAAAAACAAGUCCUGCAUCGCGUGUGGGAUUCCAGUAUAAUCGCAAAAGCCGAAGGAGGAUCCAACCCUUCAAAUUUAGAUAAAUUCAUCAAAAAUAUUCAACAUAAAAUUCAGAUAUCACUAUUCUUUAAUUUAUUGCAGCAAAGGUUGAGCAAUGCAGCGGCAAAUGCAGUGUCACAACUUUUGCCGGAAUAUGCCAAUAACGACCUCGGAAGCGUUUGUUCGUGGGCUGAUCGCGUUAAAUUCCGUUAUCAUUGGUCUUCGCCUCUUCAUUAUAUCGAUACGCCUGAUAAUCUUUGCACCUAUCAAUACAAAAGGGAUUGCAAAGAUGAAGAUGGAAUACAAGAUAGAUGUGUAGCAGGAGCUAUCAACAAUUACACAACUCAGCUUCUCACCUAUAGCGGCAACUCCGAUUCUUCUUCUCAAUAUAAUCUAACAGAAGCCCUUCUAUUCCUAUCACAUUUUAUGGGAGAUAUUCAUCAGCCUCUACACGUCGGAUUUACUUCGGACAGAGGAGCAAACACUAUCGAUGUGCAUUGGUAUAGGAGGAAAGAAGUUCUUCAUCAUGUGAGUUUUAUUAUUAUUAAUUUAUUAUUAUUUUUUUUAAUUUAAAGAACUUCACUCAUCGAAAAUUGUACAGGUAUGGGAUAACACCAUUAUCGAGACGGAGGAGAAAAGGUUUUACGAUUCUAACGUCGAUGAAAUGAUCGAUGCACUACAGCAAAACUUAACGGUACAUUAUUUUCUCCAAAUUUUUUAUUAAAAAAAAAAACUCGAAAAAUCGGUUUCCAUUUUACGCCUCUUCUCAUAAUUCAUACAUUUUUAACAGACUGUAUGGUCUGAACAAGCCAAGGGAUGGGAGGCCUGUAGUAAGACAGUGUGCCCAGAUCAGUAA
Messenger RNA from Erythranthe guttata (spotted monkey flower), 1384 nucleotides. The record is from RefSeq and is a predicted model, not a curated record. Lineage: Eukaryota; Viridiplantae; Streptophyta; Magnoliopsida; Lamiales; Phrymaceae.